Messenger RNA from Eurypyga helias (sunbittern), 1808 nucleotides. RefSeq names its product disintegrin and metalloproteinase domain-containing protein 32-like. The transcript has 15 exons. Gene Ontology annotation, biological process: cell adhesion; proteolysis; binding of sperm to zona pellucida. Lineage: Eukaryota; Metazoa; Chordata; Aves; Eurypygiformes; Eurypygidae. Gene Ontology annotation, molecular function: metalloendopeptidase activity. The record is from RefSeq and is a predicted model, not a curated record. The annotation marks the transcript as partial. Gene Ontology annotation, cellular component: plasma membrane.
ACGCCAGCUACGGGAUCAAGCCUCUGGAGACCGCUGCUGGGUAUCAGCAUGUCGUGUACCCAGUGUGGAAUGAAAACACAGAGACACGGUUGUUCUUGGAAAACAGCUCUCUCGCCCGCCCUGGGGAGGUUUUCCUGGAGCUGGAGGAGGCAGGAGCAAGCACGCGAGCUGUCGGUAGAUCCCCUCGGUACCUGAAAACGCACGCAGUUUUGGACAAGGCUCUGUACGACUACAUGGGGGCAGACAAGGAUGCUGCGACGGCCAAGAUGGUGCAGCUUUUCAGCUACGUGAACAGCAUGUUUGCUCGCCUCAAUCUGACGAUAGUACUGUCUUCUCUGGAGUUUUGGACGGAAAAGAACAAAAUCCCAACGGCGGGAGACGCCGAGGAGUUGCUGCAGAGAUUUUUGCAGUGGAAGAAUGUGCAUCGCGCAUUGCGGCUGCGGGACAUAACGUUCCUGUUCGUUUACAGGGAGCACUCCCGUUACGAAGGGGCGUCUUCUGCGAGGAAGCUGUGUCUCAGAAACCACGCUGGAGCUGUUGCCCUGUGCCAGAGGGCGAUGAGGCUGGAGGCGUUGGCAGUCGUCGUGGCCCGACUGCUGGGGCUGAGCCUGGGGAUGACGUACGAUGAUCCCCGGAGCUGUCGCUGCGCAGCAGCCGCCUGCAUCAUGGGGACCGGCUCAGUGCGCUCGUCUGGUGUGAGAGCCUUCAGCAGCUGCAGCAUCAGAGACUUCCAGCGUUUUCUCGCCGCCGGGGAAGGACAGUGUCUGCUGAACAGGACAACCAUGGAUGCAGCCUAUAAAGCUCCCGUGUGCGGCAACAAAGUGGUGGAGCCAGGAGAGGCUUGUGACUGCGGUACGGCAGAGGAAUGUCGGCGUGAUCCGUGCUGCACUGUGGGCUGCAAGACGAGGCCAGGGGUGCAGUGCCUGUCGGGACCGUGCUGUCGGAAAUGCCAGUUUGUGAAAAGAGGCACGUUAUGUAGAAGCAGCUCCGAGAACGAGUGUGAGUUGAAGGAAUAUUGCAACGGCACCUCUGGGGAGUGCCCACCCGACCUCUGGGUCAUGGAUGGGCAUCCCUGCAGGAAGAACACCGCCUUCUGCUACCGGGGAGUCUGUCAGACAGCCGACAAGCAGUGCCAGAAGGUCUUUGGACGGGGUGCCAAGAACGGGCCCUUGGCCUGCUACGAAGAAAUCAACAGCCAAAGGGACAGAAUGGGCCACUGUGGCUCCAAUCACCGUGGUUACCAGCACUGUGCGUGGAAGGAUCUCCGAUGCGGGAAGCUCGUGUGUGAGUAUCCAGGCUCCAAGCCCUUUACCAAGGAGAAGGCUGCGGUGAUUUAUGCUCGGGUGCAGAGCAUGCUGUGUGUAACGUUAGACUACAUGAAGCCCCCCACGGAGAGGGACCCCAUGCUGGUGAGCGACGGCACCGUCUGCGAUGACCACAAGGUCUGUCUGAACCAGCAGUGUGUGCCUGUCACCACCUUGAACUACAGCUGUGCGAUGAAGACAAAGUGCCACAACCACGGCGUCUGCAAUAACCAAGGGAGCUGCCAUUGCCAUCCCGGCUGGAAACCACCCACUUGCCAGGAGAAAGCAGGAGCGAGGGGCGGCAGUGCAGACGUUGGGAACAAGGGCUCGCCAAAGCUGUGGCUGAUUCUGACCUGCGUCUUCGUGCCCGUUGCCGUCAGGCUCAUCCUCACGGCCCUAAGAAGCACCAUCCCAAGGCGCUGUCUCGCCAGAGAGGAGCUGGAUGGAGACGAGCUGGAAGACAAGGACAGUGCGGGUGAGGAAAGGAGCGUGUCAGAUGUGUAG